Molecule: messenger RNA, 6237 nt
Organism: Achroia grisella
Lineage: Eukaryota; Metazoa; Arthropoda; Insecta; Lepidoptera; Pyralidae
Exons: 46
Coding region: 9-6233 (2074 amino acids)
Molecular function (GO): protein-containing complex binding
Source: RefSeq, a predicted model, not a curated record
AUUACAACAUGCUUAGAAGUGUCAGUGAGCCAUCCUUGGGGACCAUCGGAAAUAGCACAAUGGGAACAAAUGCUGCUAGCCGCCUGAAUUUGCCUCAGAUUGGACAGAGAACAGGUGGAUUUCGGGGAAAAUUCCUGUGGGAAGGUAAAAUGAGGGAAAUCACGUUAGCCGUCAUGUUACUGCCGUGGAAUAUGUGGUUUCAGACAAUAGUAUGUUUAAUAAUAGUCUACAAGUUCGUAUUGCACUUGCUACUUGGAUAUUAUUUCGAUAAAUCAUACAUUUUCCUAAAUGCAACAAUCAUUCUGACCGAACUGUUCUUCAUUGCUGAUGUGUUGGUACACUGCCUUCAUGCAUUUUGGCCAGUGGUGCGGAUAUAUAUACGAAGUUAUAGAAGAAAUUAUAUACUAUUGGUUUACGAUAUACUAAGUUGUUUACCACUGUCUACGACAUUUAACAACAGAGUGGGCUGUGAGCAUUAUGUACUACUCGGCCGUUGGUUGGGCAUAUGUCGCAUUUACAGACUAUUCACGUAUUUUCAGCUGAUUAAUGAAACUAUUAGAAGUACUAGAAAAACAUUAUAUGUGGUCGAACAUAUUACUGUUGUCUUACUGGUAUUGCAUGCCAGUACUUGUAUGUGGUAUUCUAUACACAGAUCUGUAGAGUGGAGCAAGAAAUGGUACCACUUAGGAUAUCCAGAUCAUGUCAACUCGCAUAAAUUGAAAUUUGAUAAUUAUAUUUCCUGUUGGUACUAUAGUGCUUGUCGCUUCUUUAAUGUUAUAUUUGGAGAUACCUUUCCUUUACGUGACCUAGAAAAGUGGUUGACAUCAGUAUUGAUGUUUAUUGGUUUCGUGUUUAUAAGAUACCAAUUCAUAGGAACAUUGGCGUGGGAGUUAGUACUGGACAAUAGUCGUAAGUCGGUGUUUGUCGAUCAGUAUCAUCAUAUGAUCGCUUACCUCAAGAACCGCGGAGCGCCAUCUUUAUUAAUUGAGCAAGCCAAAAAUUAUAAGCGACAACUAUGGUUAAUGAAAGACGGUAUUCUGACUUCUACUCAUUUACAAAAAUUACCACUUCCGUUACAAAUGGAGCUGAUUUUCGAUAUUAAUGUUAGAUACUUUCAAAAAUCAUUGCUAUUCAGAAAUACGGAUGAAGCAUUUAUGCGUCAAAUAUCACUUUUAAUGAGACAUGAGUUGUACCUGGCCGGACAGAAUGUAUGGAGCCAGGAUGUAGUAAAGACUGGCAUGAUCUUCAUAAAACAAGGAGUUAUAGAAAUGUUAUCGGACGAGGAUGACGAGAGUCCAAUGAUUGCUUUAAAAGAGGGAACAGUACUAGGGGAAUUAAGUCUAUUUUAUUCAAUACCAUCAAAGGUAACGGUAAAAGCAGCUACUUACGUGGAGCUUCAGGUGUUACAUAGAACGGAUUUCAUGCGAGUUGUGGAAGAGCAUCCUUUUAUGCUACAGCGUAUACGUGAAAUAAUCGAGGACAGGCUUUGGAAAUCUCGUCGUAAAGAGAGAGCUAUAGCGCAAUAUGAUAAGGGUGAUUCAAGACUAAUUCGAACUCGUUAUAGACCUAUGAAAGUGCUUAAGGAUAAUUUAGCCGGCAUCGAGGAAGAAGACCCGACAUUUGUAGAUGAUUCUCACAUGUAUUACAGGGACGAGAAUAAUCUUCGACAACACAAAUUUACGAGUGAAUACUUAGAACUCUAUCAAAUGUCAAGUAAUGUAACCACCAUUGACAAGCCUAAAAUAUGUAUAAGAGCUAAUUUUCCUUUUAUAUUAGAACCAAAUACAAGUUUUACCAACAUGUUUGAUAUUGGACAUUUUAUAAUAAUUCUAUAUUUGUGUUUUUUAUCUCCACACUAUGCUAUACAGACAGAUAAGUCGAAUUUGGAAAUAGUUUUUAAUAUUAUUGUUUUAACUUGUCUAUUGUUAAAUAUAUACAUACAACUUACAACGGCGAUAGUGGAUAAGAAUAUACGAAAAGAAACUAUUAAAGAGAUAGCGGAAGUCAAAAUGGCGACUGUAGGUUUUUACUUAGACAUAUUAUCGGUGUUCCCUGUAUAUAUAUUUGUUAAUACUUUGGAUCCUCAAGCCGAUUCUAUUGCUGGACAAGUUGUUAAACUACUCCCUACGCUUCAAGUUUGGCACAUUUGGAACUACGUCAGUAGAUGGGAGAAAAAUUUUAAUAGCAAUGCUAAGAUGCUAUGUUUGUUAAAAUACUGUUUAAUAGUAAUCAUACUCUGCUAUUGGUCCGGAUGUUUACUGUAUAUAUUCGCUUGCCCAAGAAAAUUAUGUCAUGAAAAGUCAUGGCUAACCCAGUUGAUAUUCUGGGAGACGAAAGUGUUCAUGACGAAUGAUGCUAGGCACGAGAAACCAAUUUUAUCAUCAUUUUCGUUCGGUACAUCUGUGUUCACUGGCACAGGUACUUCUGAUUUAGCGCCAGGCACUGCCGACUUGUUAGUGGUGGUGGUUCUAUUUGUCUUGGGAACUUAUUUAUGUUGCUUUUACACGGCAAAAAUGUGUAGUAUCUAUUUACUAGCAACUCAAAGGAAAUUAAAAUUUAAGGGAUCUAUGAGAGAACUGUUUUACUUUUUGACAGUUAACCAUGUUAGUGGCAAAAUAAAGGCCCGAGUGAAAAAGUUUUUCUGUGUACAAUGGUAUUACAAUAAUGCCGUAUCAGCAGAUGAAAUAUUCAAAGACGUGUCUUCAAAUAUCCAGCAAGAGGUUUUGUGUAUUGAAAUGGUUGAAACUUUAUUAUUCUGUCCUAUAUUUCAGGGCUGCAACCGCGAUUUUUUACAAACUGUGGCAUCAAAUAGUAAAACAAUAGUGUUACCCGACAAUGAAAUAGUGCAGCACGCUGGCGAUAUUGGACGCGAUAUGUAUAUUUUGCAAAAGGGACACUGCAAUUUACUGAAUCACCGAGCGAAAAUAGAUAAGUUUAUAGGUCCCGGAAGUCACUUUGGCGUUGUGGAAAUGCUCUUCGGUUUGCCCAAAGUAUACACUGUGGUGACAACGACAAAUUGUAUAUUACUGCACGUAGAAUACAGUGCACUGGUGCAGUGCUGGGGCACCUUCCCAGAUAUUAGUCAUCCCAUUAUCAAGGUGUUAGAGGAUCCCGUACUUCGCAAUAACGCUGAACGGUACGAGGACGCGAAGCCGCUAACGGGUCGGAUGGACGCCAAAAUAAACAGAAUUGCGCAAGAGAUAAAGGAAAGUUUUGUGGUGUUAAGCGGCCGCGACGAGAAGGCGCAGUAUGUGAAGACAUUCGAAAAGUUGGGAGUCAUGAGGUACAUUCGAUAUUUUUUUAUACCUGGAUGUAUUACUCCACAUGGCAUUUUUCUGAAACUUUGGUGUACAGUGCGUUUUAUAAUGGCUGUAUUGUAUGUCAUCAUUAUACCAUAUAAUAUGGCUACGAAACAGAACAAGCACGGAGGUGGAUACAAUUGGACUGAUAUAGUACUCUACAUAGACGUAGUAGUAAUGGGAUACGUAGCAUACUACAACGAGCAUUCUUUGUUGGUCACCCACCCCCUACUCACCGCCUCUCGAUAUUUGAAACAUGCUUUUUUUCUCGAUGCUAUCAGCAUUUUUCCGUUCGAACAAUUGGUUAAAAUCAUAAAUGAUAAUACUGACUUGGACUUGUAUAGAAUGAAUCGUAUGUUGUUGGUUACUAGAAUAAUAGGAGCUUUUUCAUACUGGGAGAGUGAUAUAAUGCGUUUAAAUACAAUGAUGGUAUUAUUAAAGUUCUUGCCGAUUGCAAUAACGAUAGUUAAUAUCGCCACUUCGAUCAUAUUUACUCACUCUUGUAUGCCAUAUUUGACCACAGAUUAUAAUUUUAUUCUUGUUAAUUGUUCGAGAGUUUUAAUAGUUUCGAGGAGCAAAUAUGAAGUUAGAUAUGCGGUAACAGAAUAUGCUCAUACAUUUUACUGGGUAUUCGAAAUGUUUGUUGGAUGCGGCUGUACUCCUGUGGGAAUGUCGAAUACUGUGGAUGUAUGGCUGACUAUGAUUCUUCAAAUCACAGGCUUCCUGUAUUUUGCAUUAAUGUUUGGUUAUGUAUCAUCCACUCGGUCAGCUGCCGCACAUGCGAUGUUAGAGCAUACUGAAAAAACAAGAGAUUUGGCGAACUUUCUGUACCAAGAGAAUGUUGACCCCAUCCUAACGGCGAAAACUCUGAAGUAUUUUGAAUAUGUGUGGAAAAGGACUAAUGGAAGCAAUGCUCAGCAAAUUUGUCGCUGUCUAAACUCUGCUCUUAUGGAAGAUACGUUAGUGUUCAUGUACGAGAGAGCAUUACGCGAAGUGCCCCUUUUUGGGAAAGUGGAGCGAUCCUUCAUCAGGGUUAUCACACAGCAUCUACAUGAAAUGUACUUUCUUAAAGGCGAAACUGUCAUACAAGUUUUGGAUGUACAGCCCUAUAUUUACAUCAUAUAUAGGGGAAAGGUGGAUGUUUUGACAUCUUAUAACGAAAUGAUUACAUGUAUGGGACCAGGUGGUAUGUUUGGUAACUUUAGUGGUCAACCAGUGUCAUGUUCCGCUGUAACCAUUUACGCGAGUCGAAGUUUAGAUCUUCUGGUCAUUCCGGGACAGACGUUCUUCAAUCUCAUCAAAUACUACCCUAAAAUACAAGAACCUCUUACCAAAGCGUUUAAUGUAUCCAAAGAUUACAUAUUACCUAUAACGAUGGAAGUCGAUGACGAUAGCUCUUCAGAAAAUUCAGAAGUCGAUUUACUUUCUCUAGAAUCAGCUGUUGAUUCAAGAAGCGGUUCUAGUAGAGUUGAUAUAUCGGGUCCAAUGACUCUACGUAGCGCACAAUCACAAUCGAAUGUGAGCCAAGCAAAGUCUUCGGCCAGCGUAAUGACAUACCAUGGUUACAUGGAUGUCUCUAAUUUACUACGACCCGGCACGUGGCUGUUCCAGACUUUUGGAUAUUUCACUUGUUUGAUGGCAACUUCUAAUUAUGUCCUUGGUCUUUAUGAACUUGUUACUUUGAAUGAUUGUUACAUAAUAUUUUGGAUUCAAACGAUUUUUGACAUGUAUUUUUACCUAAAAACUUAUCUAAACUUGCACCAGGGCUAUAUUAAUAAACAUGGAGAUCUUAUACUGGAUCCAGUAAAGUGUAGGAGAAGAUAUUAUAAGCACAAAUUAUGGAUUUUGUCAGAUAUUUUAGUGAACUUGCCAUUAGAACUAUUCGGAUUUUGUUUUUCGUUUCCUAUAACGGCGAUGCAUUACUUACGAGCUAAUAAAUUGCUAAGGCUAAAAUACCUCGUAGAGUUCUAUCAUAAAACAGCUUCAGAGCUCACCAAUAAUCUUACCACUUUGCAGGCGGUGAUGACAAUUAUAAUUGUGAUCUUACUGAUACAUUCGUUCACUUGCUUGUGGUUGAUUGCAAUGAUUGCUACAUCGCCUAUCAGUAUCAUCCGACCACUGAAAAUGCAUCUUAUUGACGAAGAAACGCCGCAAAAACAUUGGGACUAUACAACAUCAUUCUACGUGGUCCUCUCAGAACUAACCACUUCUGGUGGUGACGAGUUUGUUAUAGAUGAAAUUUUGCCUACGAUUAUUUUAGCCAUAUGCCUGGUGUGUGGCAAGAUGCUUGCCGCCGUGGUAGUUGCCACGUCUAUACAAAUUGCAUACUCUACCAAAUACGCUUUGAAUUGUUAUGAAAAAGUAACGCUUGAGCUCAUUGAUAUGUUAAAAAAUCAGGGAUUAUCGGAUUAUCAAUUAAAGAAAUUUUGGAAUUAUGUAUGUCAACUUUGGAUAACAGAACGUGGACGUCAGUUGCCUGUACUCCUGGAACAAAUCCCGUACGUGCGACGAUGCGAUUUAAUGUCAGCAAUGUUCGGUCACCAUUUGAGAAAUUGUUAUCUCUUCUCAGACACGGGAGAGCCGUUUAUACGGCAACUAUCUGCUGUAUUGGAUUAUACUAUAUUCUUUCCCGGUAACUACAUAUUAGUAGCUGGUGACAGUGAGGCCCGUAUGUACUGGGUGGCGUCAGGUACAGUAUCAGUAGUGUCAGUACGAGCUGACCUAACUGAGACCACUCACGAGUAUCUCAACACGGGGGAUGUGUUUGGAAUACUACAGGGGAUGAAUAGAGGGGUCGCGCAUUGCUUUUCAUAUAGAGCUGAGACGAAGGUUAGUAUUUUAACAUUAAGUUUGGACUCGUGGAUAAAUAUAUUGUCGUAUUUUCCGGAUGCGAAGAGAAUUAUCGCAGAAAGGUCCGAAGUUUUGUUUGCUUAAACUA